AUGCAUAUCAAAACGAUUACUAUCCAAGGCUUCAAAUCCUACAAAAAUCAUACAGUAACUGAUGAGUUUAGCCCACAUCACAACGUCGUAGUCGGACGUAAUGGCUCAGGCAAAAGUAACUUUUUCGCGGCAAUCAGAUUCGUCCUCAGUGAUGCUUACACUAAACUUAGCCGUGAAGAACGCCAAAGUCUUCUUCAUGAAGGCUCAGGUACAGCUGUAAUGAGUGCCUUUGUGGAAAUCUGCUUUGACAACUCAGAUAGAAGACUCCCAAUCAGCUCAGAUGAAGUCGUCAUCAGAAGAACAAUUGGCCUCAAAAAGGACGAAUAUUCCAUCGACCACAAAAGUGCAACUAAAAAUGAAGUCAUGGAUCUCCUUGAAAGUGGAGGCUUUUCCCGUGCAAACCCUUACUACAUUGUCCCUCAAGGUCGUAUCACCUCUCUCACAAAUGCCAAAGAUGAACAACGUCUUAAUCUUCUCAAAGAAGUCGCUGGAACACAAGUUUAUGACCAAAAACGUCAGGAAUCCUUAAAAGUCUUAGAAGAAACUGAAGGCCAACGUAAACGAAUCAAUGAUUCUCUUACCCUCAUCCGUGAACGCUUAGCAGAACUUGAAACUGAAAAGGAAGAACUUAGAGAUUACCAUGAAAAGGACCGCGAAAAACGCUCUUUAGAAUACAUUAUCCUAGACCGUGAACUUAAAGACAUCACUGCAACUAUUGAGCGCUUAGAAGAAGCAAGAUUUAGAAGUAAUGACCAAAAUGUACAAAGCUUAGAAGAAUUCACAGCUUAUGAUGAACGUAUCGCAGAGCUAGAAGAAUUCAUCUUUAACCUCAAAAACCAAAACCAACUCCUACUAUCCGAAAAAGACCAACUUACAUCAGACCUCAGCGAUAAAAUUAAAACAAAGGCUCAGAGAGAACUUGAAUACAGUCAAAUCACAGAGUCUGGUGAACAAUACAAAAAACAAUCAUCCUCUCUCCAAUCUGAAAUCAAAUCUCUACGCAAAACAAUCUCUGGGAAAACAGCCCAACUCAAUCAAAUCUCCCCACAAUUAGAAUCCCUUCUCCAACAAGAAAAUGACCUCCGCCAACAAGUUCAACGCUUGGAAUCAAACCAAACUUUUUUGCACUCAAAACAAGGCCGUAACCAUCGCUUCACCUCUAAAAAAGAGCGUGACAAUUGGCUCAAUAAUGAAAUCCAAGGCAUUGGUCAAAGUAUCACCACCAGUCAUGAAAUCCAAUCCACUUUACAAGCUGACUUGGAUGAACUUGAACAGAAACUAAACGAAACACACGAAAUUAUCCAACAAUCUCGUGAUACCGUCAUGCGCUCAACGGAAAGCACUCAACAAAGCGUAAAACUAAUCGAUGACACCGUCGCCCAGUGUGAAAAAUUAAAAGACGAGCGCAAAGUUCUUUGGAGAGACAUUCGCGCCCAAGAAGCUGAGGUGGAAAAACUCCAAAAAGCUUGUAACACCGCCCAGUCUAAUGCCUUUAGCACUCUUUCCCAUGCACAAAAGGAAGGCCUAAACGCUGUCAAUAGAAUUGUCAAAAAACUUAACCUAACUGGUGUUUAUGGUCCUUUAGCUGAACUCAUCUCAGUAACCCCCCAAUUUGAAGUGGCUGCCGAAGUCACCGCUGGUAAUAGUUUGUUCCAUAUUGUUGUGGAUAAUGAAGAUACUGCAACUACAAUUAUGCAAGAGCUUUACCGUGAAAAUAGUGGCCGUGCUACUUUUAUGCCCCUCAACCGACUUCAUCCUAAACGUAUCAAUUACCCAGAACAUGAACAUGUCUUGCCAUUGAUUAGCAACAUUACCUAUGCUGAGGAAAUUGAUAGUGCUGUCAGACAAGUCUUUGGCAAAACUGUUGUCACAAUGAACCUUGAUCUCGGUCUUCAAAUCUCCCAAGGGAACGACCUUAACGCCAUCACCAUGAGUGGUGAUCGUGUUAGUAACAAGGGUACCAUUACUGGUGGAUUUUAUGACACUCGCAAGUCCAGACUGGCUGCAUUCAUUGAGUACCAGCGUAUUAGGGAAGAGCUCGAAAAACAAGUCCAACACUUGAACGACCUCAAGGAUCAAAAUGAAACAAAAAGUCAGGAAAUUAAUAAAAUAAAUAACGACAUCAACUCAUACCGUGCAAGCCAUCAAAAACUCAUGUCGUCUCUUUCACCUCUUGACAGUCUUUUGCACUCCAAGGUUGUUGAAGAAGGACAAAUUAAGGAGCUCAUUUCAGAAAAGAAAAAAACCCUUCAAUCUACUGCCAGCUCUAUUGAAGCUCUUACAAAUAAUCAAGCCUCUCUCACAACUGAACUUAAUUCACCCUUUAACCAGGUUCUGUCGUCAGAAGAAAUCCAAACUCUUAAGAACCUUAGUUCUAUUCUCCCCCCACAACAAAAGAAACUUCAAGAAAUUUCCUUUGAACGUACACAAGUCGAACAAUCCAAAACUGAACUGGAAAUUGAAAUUACCCAAAACCUUCAAUCCCGAUUGGACCGUCUUGUGAGUAAACUAUCAUCUCUUCUCAAUAAGGGAGACGACUCGGCCGCUGCUGCAUCUGCGUCUAUUUCUGAAUCUAAACGCAUUUUGGAACAACUCAAAAAGGAAAUCAAAGCUACAAAAACAGAACUCACUAAGCUGGCAGAAAAAACCGAUGAAAAUAUUAAAGAAAUUACUGCAAAUGAAGGAGAACUACAGCAACUCAAAGAUUCGAGAAUCAAACUUGCACGUAGUAUUGAAAACCUCAACAAACAAGCUGAAAAACAUAUUUCUAAACGUUCUGUUCUUGUUCAGCGCCGUGACGAGGUUGUUAGCAAAAUCAGAGAAUUGGGUGUUCUCCCGCCUGAUGCAUUCACCCGCUACGAGUCUGUGGAUGCAGACACACUACUGAAAAAAUUCCAUCGAGUUUCCAAUGACUUGAAACGGUACGGUCACGUCAACAAAAAGGCAGUGGAACAGUAUAAUGAAUUCACUAAAAAUGAGGAAGGCUUGGAGCACCGUAAAGCGGAACUGGAGCAAUCACGGAAAUCAAUUGAAAGACUAAUCAAAACACUCGAUAUGCGUAAAGAUGAAGCUAUCGACCGAACUUUUAGACAAGUAUCCAAGUGCUUUUCGGAGAUUUUUGAAAAAUUAGUUCCUGCUGGUAAAGGUGAACUCGUCAUGCACCGCAAACGCGACGCCACUAAAGGCCGUGGCCGUGGCCGUGGCCGUGGCCGCCACAGUGACGAUGCCGCUAACGAAGAAGAAGAAGAAGAAGAAGAAGACGAAGAAGACGAAGACGGAGAUGUGGACAUGGACAAUACAGCAGUGACCGACGGAUCACGCAUUUUCUCAAUUGAGAGUUAUGUUGGUAUUGGUAUUAGCGUUUCAUUCAACAGUAAGGAAGAUGACCAACAACGGAUUGAGCAGCUGAGUGGUGGUCAGAAAUCGUUAUGUGCUCUUACUCUUAUUUUUGCUAUUCAAAUGAGUGACCCUGCUCCCUUUUAUCUUUUUGAUGAAAUCGAUGCAAACCUCGAUACACAGUACCGGACAGCCGUGGCCGCCAUGAUUCGUGAACAAGCCCGCUCUGCACAAUUUAUCUGCACAACGUUCCGUACGGAAAUGAUCCAUGUUGCAGAUCAGUUCUACGGUGUCAGUUUCCAAAACAAAAUGUCGUCAAUCGCAUCCAUUACCCAGGAUGAUGCCCUUACUUUUGUGGAAGGCCAGCAACGUCCUUGA
Messenger RNA from Magnusiomyces paraingens, 3714 nucleotides. RefSeq lists its product as uncharacterized. Gene Ontology annotation, molecular function: cohesin loader activity; protein binding; ATP hydrolysis activity. Gene Ontology annotation, cellular component: chromosome. Gene Ontology annotation, biological process: mitotic sister chromatid cohesion. The record is from RefSeq and is a predicted model, not a curated record. NCBI's taxonomy places the organism in Eukaryota, Fungi, Ascomycota, Dipodascomycetes, Dipodascales, Dipodascaceae. Bases 1 to 3714 code for a protein of 1237 amino acids. The transcript has 4 exons.